CACAUUUUUGUUGCUUCUGAGCAUAUUCUAUGUACGUACCUUUCUAUUCCUCAUGAAAGUUCUAUUAAAUUUCCUUUGAUUUCUCAGACGAAACUGAGGCAUAUCAUAUUACUAUUUUGCUAGUUGUCGAGGAAAACCAUCUUAUACAUACACCCGUUGGAUUCUGUGUGUAUCAUUCUUGAACUUUCGCCACACCUUUGCCAAAUGGAUCUCCGGGCAAGUUUGGUUUUGAUCACUGCUUCUCUACUCUUUAGUGUUGCUAAAGCUUGCUCUAAUGGAGACUGCAAGCUACUUGACCCAUGCUCGUCCGAUGGAGAUUGCCAAGCUGGGCUCUAUUGUUUCUCUUGCCCUCUAGAAUUUUCAGGCAGAAGAUGUGUUAGAUCAACCACUACAAACCAAUUCAAGCUCCUGAAUAAUACACUUCCUUUCAAUAAAUAUGCAUUCUUGACAACCCACAAUGCCUAUGCUAUUGAGGGAGAACCAUCUCACACGGGAGUUCCUCGAAUUACCUUUACAAAUCAAGAAGACAACAUCACUCAACAGCUAAAUAAUGGAGUUCGCAGCUUGAUGCUAGAUACGUAUGAUUUUCAAGGAGAUGUAUGGUUGUGUCAUUCUUAUGGAGGAAAAUGCUAUGACGUUACUGCAUUUGAACCAGCUAUAGACACUCUGAAGGAAAUAGAAGCCUUCUUAUCAGCAAAUCCAACAGAAAUUGUCACAGUGAUCUUAGAAGACUAUGUUCAAGCCCCUAAAGGAUUGACAAAGGUCUUCACCGAUGCCGGGUUAAUAAAAUAUUGGUUUCCUUUGAAAAACAUGCCAAAAAAUGGUCAAGAUUGGCCACUAGUAAGUGACAUGGUUGCCAACAACCAAAGGCUACUUGUAUUCACUUCAAUUAUGUCCAAGGAAGAAAGUGAAGGCAUUGCUUACCAGUGGAAUUACAUGGUUGAGAAUCAGUAUGGUGAUGGUGGAAUGCAUGCAGGAAAUUGUCCCAAUAGGACAGAAUCAUCACCGCUAGAUGACAGAACCAAGUCUUUAGUUUUGGUGAAUUAUUUCCCAACUAUUCCCUUCAAGCAAAUUGCUUGUGAACAUAACUCAGCGAAUCUGAUUAACAUGCUCCAUACUUGUUUUGGUGCCGCUGGCAACCGGUGGGCUAACUUUGUUGCUGUUAAUUUUUACAAGAGAAGUGAUGGAGGUGGAGCAUUUCAAGCUUUGGACACUCUUAAUGGAGAAUUGUUGUGUGGUUGUGAUGAUGUCCAUGCAUGUGUGAAUGGAUCAACCUCAUCAGCUUGCAACCAUGAGAUAAACGUGGACCACAGUUAGGGGCAUUUGGUUCGCUUGAUACUACAUUUCAUUGUAAUGUUACAUUAUUGUAAUCUUGAUCAAUAGAAUCACAUUACAACAACAUAAUAUUAAAGGGUUUGGUUCAUUAA
Quercus robur (English oak) is the source of this 1427-nucleotide messenger RNA. Its product is annotated as PI-PLC X domain-containing protein At5g67130-like. NCBI's taxonomy places the organism in Eukaryota, Viridiplantae, Streptophyta, Magnoliopsida, Fagales, Fagaceae. The transcript is spliced from 8 exons. The record is from RefSeq and is a predicted model, not a curated record. Gene Ontology annotation, biological process: lipid metabolic process. Gene Ontology annotation, molecular function: phosphoric diester hydrolase activity. The coding region runs from base 205 to 1317 and encodes 370 amino acids.